This is a messenger RNA of Zingiber officinale, 1770 nucleotides long. RefSeq lists its product as uncharacterized. The record is from RefSeq and is a predicted model, not a curated record. The transcript has 4 exons. Bases 465 to 1571 code for a protein of 368 amino acids. Lineage: Eukaryota; Viridiplantae; Streptophyta; Magnoliopsida; Zingiberales; Zingiberaceae.
UCGUUUGCGUGGUUGCCUUCCCCGCGAAGGGAAGCAGACUCAACGAUCCCCAUCCAUAUUUCAUUGCACCAAACCCACAUGGACUUGCAGGCCGAAGCAUGCUAACUUCCUACCGCGUACCAAAGAAAGAUUUGGACUCUCCGCCCAACGCCACCACUGCACUUCUCCCCUCUCUACUUGCCAUUGCCUGCCUUAAAAGCUCCCUUCAUUUCUUCCUGUCCUCCCCCGCCAACCUGCUUCACUCCAUAUAUAAUAAUGAGAUUCCGUAACGGCGAGUCGAACGAGUACCAUAUUCGGCGCAGGCUCCGAGAUCCGAUAUCUCCCAAGUCGCAUUCCUGUUUUAACUACCGCUUCCUCCAGGCUUUUGGUUGUUGCCUUUCCCUUCAAUUCUUGAUCUCCUGAAAAAAAAGGAAGGAACGAGAGAAGAGAGGGACGGGGGAGGAAACAGAGGAUCGGAUUAAUUAAUGGCACGCCUCGCUCCGCUCUCGGAGGAGCCCAUUAUCGAGGAGGAGGAUUCCCGGAGUGCUGCUCGGAGGAUCCAGCACUCCUUCCAGAACUGGCUCAAGACCUACCUUCCCUUGCCAUCCAACAAGAAGAGCGACCUCAAGAUCCUCCUUAGCGUCCUCGGAUGCCCUCUCUCCCCCCUCUCUGUUUCCCCCAAGCACCACCUCCCGCGCCAUGCGGUCGCGUCGUCGGCGCAGUACAUAAUCCAGCAGUUCCGGGCGACGACGGGGUGCGCGAAGCCGGGUGGCGGCAGGACGGCGAAGAGCAUGUACGCGUCCGGGCGCGUGUGGAUGGAAAUGGUCCGCGAGCACGGCCUCAGCCCGCACGGCGCCGCCUCCAAGGGCCGCCACCACAAGGGCUGCUUCGUGGUCUGGCAGAUGGUCCCCGACAUGUGGCUCGUCGAGCUCGCCGUCUCCGGCCACCAGAUCUCCGCCGGAAGCGACGGCAAGGUCGCCUGGCGCCGCACGCCUUGGCUCGGUGCCCACGCCGCCCGCGGCGGCGUUCGCCCCCUCCGGCGAGCACUACAGGGCUUAGAACCUGAAACGAUCGCGGCCGUGUUCUCGCCGGCGGAGCACGUCGGCGAGAAGCACAUCGGCGACGAAGAGUGCUUCGUGCUGGAGCUGGCGGUGAACAGCUCGAUCCUGUCGAGCUGGAGCGACAGCACGGCGGACAUCAUCAAGCACCGGAUGGUGGGGUCCUUCAGCCAGCGAAGCGGCCUGCUGGUGAGACUGGAGGAUUCGCAGCUGACGCGGAUCCAGUCGCCAGGCGCCGAGGCCAUCUACUGGGAGACCACCACCUCGUCGUGGAUCGACGACUACCGCCGCGUCGACGACCUCGUCGUCGCCCACUCCGGCCGGUCCACCGUCAACCUCCUCCGGUUCGGGGUCGGGGUCAAGGACCAGCGCGUGCUGACGCGGAUGGAGGAGCGGUGGGCCAUCGACGACGUGCUCUUCAACGUGCCGGGCCUCUCCGCCGACUGCUUCAUCCCGCCGGAGGAGGUGCAGAGAAGCUGCCUCUACAACAUUGAGACCAAGAUUGAGGGGAUCUACCAAUUGCCAUGGCUGUAAUAUCUGGAGUGGGGCAUCUCAGUAGAGAAUCGGAUUGCAGGUGAUGCUGUAUGGAUUUGAUUUAGAUAUUUUUUUCCUGCACCACAUCCACAUGGUUUCUUAAUUUUUGGUCACCCUAGCUAAGCCGGUGUUGGUGAAGAAUGUGGAUAUAUUAAUGACAGGUGAUGGACUAGUGUUGUUUCUGAAUAAAAUUCGACUA